AUGCCCGACAGUCAAGUGGGCGAAAGUUUUGCCCGACGGGUUGAUGUGAAACGGGACGAAUGUGCUGACCGAAAGCGCCGCGGCGAGGCGGCGAGGCGGCUCGUCGAGUCCGGCCGUCGGGGGGCGAGUUGGGAAUGCGUGACGGCUCGAGGGGAGAACGGAGAGCCGCGCCUCCCUCCGCCACGGAAAUGCCAGUUUGCCCACAAAAGACGCGUACACUUUGUCGUUCCCCACCAACCUUGGCGACUAAAUGGCCCGAACUGGCCAUUCAACUUUGACCACUUUUCAUUGAUGGAGUGA
Messenger RNA from Protopolystoma xenopodis, 300 nucleotides. Lineage: Eukaryota; Metazoa; Platyhelminthes; Monogenea; Polystomatidea; Polystomatidae. The record is from the annotation of a GenBank genome assembly.